AUGAUCGUUCCCAACGCGAGCCUGAGCUGCGCGCACUGUGACGGGGACGCAGCGGAGCAGGACGCGCCGGGCUCCGCCGCCGCUCCAUCCCUGAGCCCCACGGGGCACCUGGUGGUGGCGGUGUGCCUCGGCUUGAUCGGCACGUGCGGCUUUCUCAGCAACCUGCUGGUGCUCGCGCUGUUCUGCCGGUACCGGGCUCUGCGCACGCCCAUGAACCUGCUGCUGGUGAGCAUCUCCGUGAGCGACCUGCUGGUCAGCGUGCUCGGGACCCCCUUCAGCUUCGCGGCCAGCACGCAGGGGCGCUGGUUGAUCGGACGCGCCGGAUGCGUUUGGUACGGAUUCAUCAACGCGUGUCUGGGCAUCGUCUCCCUGAUUUCUCUGGCGGUUCUGUCCUACGAGCGCUACUCCACCGUGAUGACGCCCAACAUGGCCGACGGCAGGGACUUCCGCCCGGCGCUGGGGGGCAUCUGCUUCUCCUGGCUGUACUCGGUGGCGUGGACUGUGCCGCCGCUGCUGGGCUGGAGCCGGUACGGGCCCGAAGGCCCCGGCACCACCUGCUCGGUGGACUGGAAGACGCAGACGCCGAACAACAUCUCCUACAUCAUCUGCCUGUUCACCUUCUGCCUGCUCCUGCCGUUCGGCGUCAUUGUGUACUCGUACGGAAAGAUGCUGCGCGUCAUCAGACAGGUCCGCAGCAUGAGUUCAGUGGUGACGCGUCGCCGAGAGCAGCGGGUUCUGGUGAUGGUCGUCACCAUGGUGGUGUGUUACCUGGUCUGCUGGCUGCCUUAUGGAAUUGCUGCUCUGCUCGCCACCUUCGGCCCACGGGACCUUUUGACCCCAGCAGCCAGUAUCACGCCGUCCCUGCUGGCCAAGUUCUCCACAGUCAUCAACCCUCUCAUCUACAUAUUCAUGAACAAACAGUUCUACAGGUGUUUUUGGGCGUUCUUCUGCUGCUCCACCCCUGAGCAGGUCUCCACCCUGAGGACAUUCUCACGCGUGACUAAGACAAUACGCACCUUUCGCCAGGAGAGGGAGCUACACGUUUCUGCCCCUGCUCCGUCCUCGGGCCUCCCCACGCCUAACUCCAUCCAAAAGGGGAACAACCACGUGGAUCCUUCUUCAAUCAACCAGGCCUGCGCCGCCUCAGACUCUCCUGACAGCCGCAAACCCAAAGUGGUUCUGGUGGCCCAUUAUCAGGAGUGA
Molecule: messenger RNA, 1203 nt
Organism: Oryzias latipes (Japanese medaka)
Lineage: Eukaryota; Metazoa; Chordata; Actinopteri; Beloniformes; Adrianichthyidae
Gene: tmtopsb
Product: teleost multiple tissue opsin b
Biological process (GO): G protein-coupled receptor signaling pathway; visual perception
Cellular component (GO): membrane
Molecular function (GO): G protein-coupled receptor activity
Source: RefSeq, marked provisional